This is a messenger RNA of Nycticebus coucang (slow loris), 5328 nucleotides long. It is a transcript of the gene RAB6B, whose product is annotated as RAB6B, member RAS oncogene family. NCBI's taxonomy places the organism in Eukaryota, Metazoa, Chordata, Mammalia, Primates, Lorisidae. Gene Ontology annotation, molecular function: GTP binding; GTPase activity. The coding region runs from base 373 to 999 and encodes 208 amino acids. The transcript has 8 exons. The record is from RefSeq and is a predicted model, not a curated record.
GCGGGAGGAGGCGGACUGGCGCGGCUCUGGAGAGCGCUCCUCCGCCCCGCGCGCGGUCCCUGCGCCCCGCUCCGCCCGCGCCUCGCUGCCAGCGCCGCGCCACGGGCGUCCAGCAGCGCGCCUCUCGCACGGCAGCCGGCGCCGCCCGCGGCAGCUCAGCCCCAGCCUUCCUCCGCCUCCGCCUCCUCCGCUGCUGCUGGACACGCAGCCGCAGGCCGGGGCCGGGACGCAGCUGGGGAGUCAGGGACGCGCGCAGCCAGCCCUUCCCCCUCCGGCUCCCGCACCGCCGGCCGCCUCCCUUCGCCCUCCUCCUCUCCCCUCCCGGCUCCUUCGCUUCUUCUUCUUCCUCUCCCGGCCCCGGCUGCCAGCACCAUGUCCGCAGGGGGAGAUUUUGGGAAUCCACUGAGAAAAUUCAAGUUGGUGUUCCUGGGGGAGCAGAGCGUCGGGAAGACGUCUCUGAUCACAAGGUUCAUGUACGACAGCUUCGACAACACCUACCAGGCAACCAUUGGGAUUGACUUCUUGUCAAAAACCAUGUACUUGGAGGACCGUACGGUGCGACUGCAGCUCUGGGACACAGCCGGCCAGGAGAGAUUCCGCAGCCUGAUCCCCAGCUACAUCCGGGACUCCACGGUGGCUGUGGUGGUGUACGACAUCACAAAUCUCAACUCCUUCCAGCAGACCUCUAAAUGGAUUGAUGAUGUCAGGACAGAGAGAGGCAGUGACGUUAUCAUCAUGCUGGUGGGCAACAAGACGGACCUGGCCGACAAGCGGCAGAUAACCAUCGAGGAAGGGGAGCAACGUGCCAAAGAACUGAGUGUCAUGUUCAUCGAGACCAGUGCGAAGACUGGCUACAACGUGAAGCAGCUUUUUCGACGUGUGGCAUCGGCUCUGCCCGGAAUGGAGAAUGUCCAGGAGAAAAGCAAAGAAGGGAUGAUUGACAUCAAGCUGGACAAGCCCCAGGAGCCCCCGGCCAGCGAGGGCGGCUGCUCCUGCUAAUGCAGGGCGCCUGCGCGUCCUCCGACACUCCUUGCUUGUUGUGUUGCUUCCUAUUGGUUAGCUUCCUAAGGGGGGAAAGUGAGUCUACCCAGAUGGGAGGAUUUUUGUUUUCUCUCUGUCUCUAGGAGUAGGGUGGGAUGGGAGGGAGGCUGGGCAUCAGGGAUCACGUCACUCUUAACAGCUGUUACUUAAACAACUAUUUUUUGGUUUGGUUGUAAUAUAUUGUACUUUAUUAAGAUUGCCAAAAACUGUUAAAAUUUAAAAAAAAAUUUAAACCAUGUGUAUACAACUUUUUGCCAGAUAAAAAUGUAGUCAUUUUUAUUUGAAAAAUGUGCUUUUUGUUUUUGUAUAUUUGUAAACUUACAGAUAACCUUUUCCACACACCUUCUCCUUCCUGUUCUCUUUGAACUGUUCACCUCCUCUGCCUUCCUCCCAUCCCCAGUCCAAUAAAUUAAACCAAUUAACUGAGCAACUUAAUUAGGCUCCAAUCCCAGGCCAUAUGGCCCCACCAUUCAGGCCCUAUGUGGUUAAAUCAAAGAUUGGUUGAGCAAAACCUCGGAAGAGGGAGCUCUGCCUCUGCCCUUGCAAGGUGGCCAGAGUGGGAUGACAGCUGUGGCCCUGCACUGAGACUGAGGUCUGCGGACUGUAGGGAGCCAGCAGCGAGUCCCAAGGAAGCUGCUUCUGCCUCUCUGUUCCCUCCCCUAGAAAGCCUUUAAGGGGGUUGAGGGUACAGGUGGCCUUGUGUUCCCUGUGCCCACAGUGACCAGCAAAGCAAGAGGUCAUCGGAAGGAUGGGGUGCUGUGGGCAGGUGUGUGCUGUGGUGGUGUGUGGCUUACAGACUGGGGCACCAUGUGUAGUCUGGAAAAUGUGUGAACCAACCUGCCCAAGUAGUCAGCACAUGUAGCUGCGCUGAAUCUAAGAAGUGCGAUGGCUGACGUUGGGCAGCUGCCAUCAAGCUGGAGCCUGUACCAGGAUGUACCAUGGAAUUGGUCCAUCUGUGACUGGGGAAGGGAGGAUGGUUUGAAGGACCACCACCUUGAAAGUAAUGUGUAUGUUCUCAGAUCCUCAGUUGCUAAAAUUAUUGAGUACUUUCUGGAAAGAGCUGAUUUCUUGAUAUGUUUUCACCCCACUGGUGUGGUACAGUUGAAAUCCCCGUGCACAUGCCUGUGUGGAUCUCGUGGCCCCACGCUGGCCACCCACGCGUAUGGGUGAGAUGUGGUCUGCAGAAGGCUGCCCAGGGUCCCACAACCUGCCCCCCAGAGAGCCAUCCUUGCUGUCUUUAACUCAUUUCUGAGAAUGGCUUAGCCCUGAAGACCCAUAAAAUCUCUGAAGAGAACUCUCUCUUCUCACUUGGCCAGCGUUCCACGUAGACCCAGACUCACCGCCCUGAGCCUGCACAGAGCCAGGUAGCAGGCAGUGACUCAGGUCAGAAAACGUAAGCUCCACACUCCCAGCUGGCACUGGCUCUUCCCCAGGCUGCUCACGGGCCUGUCACGAUGGGCUGAGUGACCAUCUGGAGUGUGGUGAGGUGAACUCCUCCACAAGGCAGGACUCCAACAAGGUUGUUGGAAUGAAUUUUGAAACUUCUCAGAAACGAAUGCAAAAUGGCAGGCAGCAAGAGCAGCAGAGCCUGGCAGGACUGCUGUCCGUGCAGUGGGCCUGCCGCACACCCUCUGCCCAGGAUCUUUAGAGAGGAAGUUACCUUCAGGGGCAGAAGAGAUCCCACUAAGCAUCUCCUCCAGAAGGCAAGGACCAAUGUAUGAACGUAAUUCAAAUGUCGUGUGUUUAGUUUUUAUAUGUGUGUACAUAAUUAUAUAUAGAGAUAGACUUGUGUAUACACCUUCCACAAACACAUCCUCACACAGAGAAAUAUGUGCUCAAUGUAUAUUCUUGUUUUUCCUGCUCUCAAGUUGGAACUUGCAUUGUGAUAACAGUUUUGGAAAUUCAAAAGUACUACAAACGUGUUGAAAUAAGAAAUACUUAAUAUUGUCAAAUAACUUGUGAUUGUCUUGCCAUCAAUAAAAUAAUGCAUAGAUGUGUUAAACUACAGGUAAAAAUAGCCCACGGGAGUAUCUCCACCAUCUCCCUAUGUACUUAUAUGCACGGGUGUGCGUGCCUGUGGGAGCAGUAUCUCCCGAGCAGGGGCACACUCCCAAGUGGUGCUUGUCGGUAGAGUGCUUACUUACCUCGCGGGUAUCUGUGGGAGUCCACAUUACGGCAUCCUGCCCCACGGGCAGUGGGGGCCAUCAUUUGUGGCCUCUGAGACUGCCCCAUUUACAGGGAUCUGCACUGGGUCACAGCGAAUGAAUGUACGGUGGAUUUUUAUUUUGCUGGCCCUGAAGAGUUGCUUUUCUUAAAAUAUCGUGUGAAACAAAGUAGAAGCUCAGUUCCCUUCCCAUGUGCACACACAUUCAACCACCACGGAUCGUUUUUCAGUCCUGGCACAGAGGAGCCAGGACAUGUGAGAGACCCAGCAGAUGUCAUGUGGCUUGACGUGGCCUUAGUUGAGUCCUACCUUUCCUAGCCUGCACGGAGCAUCCUGUCUUGAGCCCAGGUUCUCCCCAGCCCCAUGGCCUCCAAAGCUGCCGCCUCUUGUUCCCCAAUCUCAGUGGUGCCGUGAGAUUCCAGGGCCCUCCUUUCCUCGGGCCUAGGUCUGGGGUGGUGGCUGCACCCCUUUCAUGGAAAGGUGCCGUCACUGCCUUCUUGCUUGUAGGUAGGAUCUGGAUUCAGACUUAAGGUUCCAUAAUAAAAUGGUCAGGUGCUUUUGAAGAUGCCAUUGCCUCAGCAGCCCCAGUUGAGUACUGCAUCUUUGCUGAGUCUAGAUUGAUAGCAGAGGGCAAAGUGGAGGAUUCCCUUUAGAAAAUGUUCUCAGUUUAGUUUUUCAGUCCUUCUCCCUAGAAACUAGACCUGAUGUGGCAGACAAGCAGGAUCCUCUUCUUUUGGUCUUUUUUCUUUAGGGAUCUCAAAGGAAAGUUGUCAGUAUUCCACAUGCAUCAGAAAAAUUGAGUGUAGGAUGGAAAAAGCUGACAGUGCAUUUACACAUGCAUACAGAAGCCGCCAUGAAGUGUGAUGCCAGCAUCUGUAGUAGUGCAGCUGCGGUUAUGUAGUCCCAGGCUGGUCUGCCUGGUGGCUGUGGGCAAGUUUCCUUUGGUCAGAGGCCUCCCCGCUGUCACUAUUGCCACUGUUGGGGCGUGGGGGGGAAGCAUCAGCCAGAUCAGUCUGUCUCAGAAAACAGCAACAGGAUUAAAAUGGUGGUAGCUAAGGGUGCAGAGACAUCUAGGGUCAAUGUCAUCAUCAUCCUGGUGACUAUCCAGUACCUGGAGCCUCUGCCCUCGAGUACCUGGUGUGACAGUAAAGGGAUGGCAUUGCUGGCUCUGGCAUCCUGCAGAUAGAACAAGCAGCCUAACUCCUUCACCAGACUCCGGGAAGGCAGGUGAGAGUGUGAGGACAUGAGACCAGGUAGCCGAGGACUGAGGGACAUGUAUGAGCCACGUGAGGGGCAGCAAAAGGUCUGUGUGUGCAUCAACCGAGCAGGGUCAUAUGCUCACUCGCUUCCAAACUACCUCUCCUCAAAGAAUAUGAGAUGCUGCCAACUUGCUACAGCAGUGAGGUACAGGUCUCAUAACCCCUCCUGUGUCACUGGCAGGAGAACCAAAAUGGAGAAGGGUGAGUUGCUUAUGAUCACCCAGAGUCAGAGUGAUCACAGCCAGUGUGUUUCCAUUCUUCAUCCAUUGCUGAUCCGUGUGUGUGCCCAACUGGGACUGCACUCCUGCAGUCAAGGACUUCUGUGCAGAAGUGUGUUCCUCAGACCAGCUCUACCCUGUAGUUAGGAUAGAAUAUUCUUCCCAGUGUACUGAGUGAGCUCCGAGAGAAUAUAGGUGCAUUUGGGGCCCCUCUAUGGCAAAGAAGGGCCGUUCCCCAGGCCGACUGAUUGUCAGGGCAUUCUUUGAAUUUUUUAUUUUAAUUAACUAUUUAGGUAUUCCAAAGCCUAAGAGAUCUCAAUGUACAAAACUCCUUGGACUCCAGACCCAUGUCUGGGUAUGGUUUAUCAAGAAAGCCUUGCAAGGGAGGUUUAGAUGGUUCCUUCAGGAGGUAGGAAACCUCCAAAGCAUCAAAGGCCAGCCUGCAUCUCGCGGUGUGCAUCCCCUUCUCCCCUCAAGUUCCCCUCACCAACCCUUUAAAACAAUUGGCUGUGAGGAGCACUGGGUGGCAAUUCCAUCUGUUAUGGGCUCAGAAGGCAUAGAGGCCAUAUUGACUUCACAUUAAACUGUGUAAAAUGUGGAAAAGACUCAGCAUGUUGGUCGAACAAUAAACUGUCCUAAUUCUCAA